AUGCAAGUACACAAGAUGGAGUCCGUCAACAAGGCUGGACAGCUUAUGAGUCUUGCGGCUCUACAACAAUAUGAUCCGUAUAUUAAUAAGCUUCUCGACGUUACCGGACAGGUAGCAUUGUACAAAUUCAAUUCUAAGGCAAACGAAUGGGAGAAGACCGACAUAGAGGGCACCUUAUUUGUAUAUGCCAGGUCAGCAUCGCCUCAUCAUGGCUUCACCAUUAUGAACCGUUUAAGCACAGAAAAUUUGGUGGAGCCAAUCAACAAAGACCUGGAGUUUCAGCUGCAGGAUCCAUUCCUCCUGUACAGGAAUUCUAACUUGGGGAUCUACAGUAUUUGGUUUUAUGACAAGGCAGACUGCCAACGUAUCGCCCAGCUCAUGGUUCAGAUCGUGAAGCAGGAGGCGUUGCGGGCCCAGCACGUGUCACCAGACCGAGGCCUUCUCAACCGGACCAACGGCUGCGUGGACACCAAACCCAUCGACAUCCUAGAGCUCCUCAGCAAAGCCAAGGAGGAAUACCACAGGAGUCAGAUUGGUGAAGCAGAGGUGUCGGUGAACAUAGAUGUGAAUCAGAACCAUGAUUCAGGACUGAGAGGAAGUGGAGAGUCUACUGAACACACAGCUACUUCAGCCCCACAAGAGAAGCCUUCUCACACAGUGGUGAAACAGAUCACCGUAGAGGAGCUCUUUGGCAGCUCUUUACCCAAAGAGCCAGCAUGUCCUGCUCCAACUGCCCAGAAUCCCACCGACCCAUCCCAACCAGAGGGCUUCCUGCGUGGGGUGUCCUACGGCCCUCCACCUCUUCCCCUGGAGCCACUCCUCACUCCUCGCCUCACGGCAGACCCGGGGGGCAGUGACCGUCCUCUUGCCCCAGGCCUGGUCCCUCUGCUUCAGGCUAGCGGUCCUAGGGACCCUCAGUCCUCUGUUUCCCCACGGCUGGUGGCCCAGAGCGGGGCCGAGCUGCCUACUGGACUGGGGGCUCCACGUGGUCCUAAUCCUGGUUCUCAGCCAACCUACAUGAACCCUCUCAAAACAGACGGGCACUCCAUACCCAUGCCAGGCCUGGCCCCCAGCUUCCUGCCCAGCCCGCUCGUCACACCUCAGAGCUUCAGAGAGCCCGUCCCUAAACCCCCAGGAGCCUUUGCAGGCAACACCGCCACACCUGGACAGAGUAAAGAGAUGGACACUUUUUCACAACCCCAAAGUUUGGUUAAACCGAUUCCUACUGUCUCUAUGAAGGCCGGGCUCGUGGUGCCAGGGGCAGAGCCCUCACUGUUACUCUCUCCAAGCGCUUUCCAAAAUUCUUCCAGCAAGACAAUAGAACAGCCAAGAAACCCCGCCCAUCCGCCAUCACCUCCAGCAACAUUAGGAGGAGAUCUUCCAACUGCACUCUAUAGCCGAAACCAGCUACAAGAUACACUGAUUCACCUGAUAAAGAAUGACCCCAGUUUCCUCAAUGCCAUCCAUGAAGCGUACCUGCAAACACUCUCCAAAGACCUGAACAACGUAAAGCUAUAGCCCAAAGGGCUCAGAUGUUCUGACUGUAAGAGUAGACUUGUAAGAGUAGGCUCCGGUGCUGGAAAGCGCUUACGGG
Chanos chanos (milkfish) is the source of this 1594-nucleotide messenger RNA. RefSeq names its product decapping mRNA 1A (gene dcp1a). The record is from RefSeq and is a predicted model, not a curated record. Gene Ontology annotation, molecular function: enzyme activator activity; mRNA binding. Gene Ontology annotation, cellular component: P-body. Gene Ontology annotation, biological process: positive regulation of catalytic activity; deadenylation-independent decapping of nuclear-transcribed mRNA; deadenylation-dependent decapping of nuclear-transcribed mRNA. Bases 1 to 1518 code for a protein of 505 amino acids. The transcript has 10 exons. Lineage: Eukaryota; Metazoa; Chordata; Actinopteri; Gonorynchiformes; Chanidae.